Nerophis lumbriciformis (worm pipefish) is the source of this 1904-nucleotide messenger RNA. RefSeq lists its product as uncharacterized. Lineage: Eukaryota; Metazoa; Chordata; Actinopteri; Syngnathiformes; Syngnathidae. The record is from RefSeq and is a predicted model, not a curated record. Gene Ontology annotation, biological process: regulation of transcription by RNA polymerase II. Gene Ontology annotation, molecular function: RNA polymerase II cis-regulatory region sequence-specific DNA binding; DNA-binding transcription factor activity, RNA polymerase II-specific.
GUGGUCUUUAAGCCUGCAUUAAUGCCUCCAUUUUUACGUUUGUACUCAUUCGUCCAUCGUAUGAAGAACUGAACUUAAUUAAUCCUUCGUGUCUGGAUUAACUCAAGUCGCCUCAGUGAACGUUGAAGUGUCUCUUCUCAGGCUUAGCUUGCUAGCUAGCUUAGCUUGCUAGCUGCUAACAAAGAGACACGAAAGUGAUCAACACAUCACUAAGCAGAGAUCAAGUAGGUCUGUGGAGAUCCUCUUCUCUACGAGCAACAGAAGUGGAGCUUUAGGAUGGAGCAGGAGGAGCCACAGCGCUGCCCCUUCAAAGAGGAAGAGGAGUUGACACAGACCCCUCGCCUUCAAAAUGAAGAGGCGGACCCACUGACCCUCAGCUUUAAAGAGGAGGAGGAGGAACACAGCAUCAGUCAGGAGGGAGAGCGGCUUGAACGGCUGGAGGAGUUCCCAGUGAUUCGUGUCAUUGUGAAGAGUGAAGACGAUGAUGUCAAGGGUGAAAGUGCUGAGAAGAGAGGGGCGGAGCCUCCGAGCAGCAGCUCAACUCAACAUAUCCGUGGAGGAUCACAAUCCGACGAGCUCUUAGCUCCACUAUCAGAUAGUGACACUGAUGAUGAAGGCUCUAAAGCUGAUAAGACAUGUCACACUGACAACACAUGCUUCCAAUGUUCUCACUGUGACAAAACCUUUAACCACCAUUGUCGCCUGAAAGUACACAUGAGAAUACACACCGGAGAAAAACCCUUCUCCUGCUCAGAAUGCGGGAAGUGUUUUCUACGGAAAAAUGGGUUGAAAGAACACAUGCAAACGCACACUGGUAAAAAACCUUUCAUUUGUUCAAUCUGUGGUAAAGAUUUUGUACAGAGACAUUAUUUAGAAAUACACAUGAGAAUACACACCGGGGAAAAACCUUUCUCGUGCUCAGUCUGCGGCAAAAGCUUCAUAAAAAGUCCAAGUUUGAAACUGCACAUGAGGACACACACCAAAGAAACCCCGUUCACCUGCUCCAUCUGUGGCAAAAGUUUUGUGGAAAGUAACAAUUUCAAAGUGCACAUGCGAACGCACACCGGGGAAAAACCCUUCGUCUGUUCAAUCUGCGGCAAAGGUUUUGCGCAGAGUCAACAUUUGAAAGGUCACAUGAGAAUACACACCGGCGAAAAACCCUAUUCCUGUUCGAGCUGCAACAAAAGCUUUUGCGACCGAUCGACGCUUGUGAAACACACGAGAACACACACCGGUGAGAAGGUGGUGAGUUGCAGUGUGUGCGAUGAAAGAUUCGCUUACAAGUACCAGUGUGAGAAACACAAGUGUGCUGGGGAGAACAGCGGCGGCCAAUGAAGCUGCAGGGUUUACUUUCACUUUCUAACAACAUCAGCAUUUAUACAUGCCAACCCUCCCGAUUUUCCCGGGAGACUCCCGAAUUUCAGGGCCCCUCCCGAAAAUCUCCUGGGGCAACCAUUCUCCCGAAUUUCUCCCGAUUUCCACCCGGACAACAAUAUUGGGUGCGUGCCUUAAAGGCACUGCCUUUAGCAUCCUCUACAACCUGAAAAGGAGACUAUUAUAUAUGUCUCCGUUAUCCAUAGGUUUAUCUAUAACCCACAAAGUAGCUAUUUCCCAGCGUGUGUUUAUUCUAGCCGGCACGUUAAUACACUGACACACAACAUCCGGAUUCCAAUCAUGCAUUGCUUCAAAACUACGGCAAGUAGUAAUGUCCAAAAACAUAACCGAGACGAAGCAGAAGAAGGAAGAAGAGACAUGGCGACGACGAGUAAGAAGAAGAAGUACGCUUUGAAGUUCCAAAAUGAUUGAAAAAAAUUAUUUCAGUUCAUCCAGGACAGCUGGAAGGGGAAGGGGAAUGCUGCCUGCACAUUUUGUACAUCAGACUUUUUUGUGUGUGUAUAUGUGUA